AUGGUCAGAAUAUCCAUCCCAACCCUCCCCAAAGCUCCCCUGAUCCCUCCAUCAGGCCUAUCGAUCCUCCCCCUCCCACAAGCUGCGUCGUACCUCGCACAAUUCCUCGAGAAUGGAAAGGGAAAUACGGUGAUGCUUACUGGAGCUGGAGUGAGCGUGGAUAGUGGGAUAAGGGCGUAUAGAGGGGAGAAGGGGACGUAUAGUAAUCCGAAUUAUAAGCCCAUUCUAUACCAUGAGUUGGUAGAAGAUAGCGAUCGCGGGGAUAUGUUCAGGCGGCGCUACUGGGCUAGAUCGUUUCUUGGGUACCCCCCCGUUCGAGACGCUCAGCCAAACCCCACGCACAUAUACAUAGCUGCAUUGCAGCAUUUGGGCUUAGCCCCGAAACUGAUAACGCAAAAUGUAGAUAAUCUUCAUCGUAAAGCUUAUUCCCUUCUCUCGCCGACAUAUGACAAAUCGUCGAUAUUGGAACUACACGGUACACUAGCAAAAGUACAUUGUCUGAAACAUCGUCAUGAACAGACGAGGGAUAUAUUCCAAGAGGAUAUAGCGAGGAUGAAUCCGAUCUGGGAUCAGGAGGCGAAAGAGGCCGAGAGGACGGGAAGACGCCCUCGUACAAAUCCCGACGGUGAUGUAGAGCUUCAUGGAGUAGAUUAUAGAUCAUUCAACGUACCUCCUUGCAGAAUAUGCGAGAAGGAGAAAGCCAAAGCUUCGAUGGUUAAACCAAAUGUCGUAUUCUUCGGAGAAACGAUAACACCGGAAGUGCGGGACGAAUCGUGA
Molecule: messenger RNA, 777 nt
Organism: Kwoniella botswanensis
Lineage: Eukaryota; Fungi; Basidiomycota; Tremellomycetes; Tremellales; Cryptococcaceae
Exons: 9
Coding region: 1-777 (258 amino acids)
Cellular component (GO): nucleus
Molecular function (GO): NAD+ binding
Source: RefSeq, a predicted model, not a curated record